GCGCGGCACUGCGACUGCAACGCCAGCCAUGGACGCCAACGAGACGGCGCGGGCGGGCGCCAACGCGACCGCGCUGGAGGCGGCCCUCAAGGAACUGGCGCUCAGCGUGGACGAUGCCUUCCUGCUGGCCAAUGCGCUCUUCGUCUGCUUGAUGCAGUGCGGAUUCGCGUGCUUGGAGGCGGGCGCAGUGCGCUCCAAGAACGUCACCAACAUCAUCAUGAAGAACCUUAUGGACAUGUUCAUCUGCGGCCUGGCCUUCUGGCUGGUGGGGUACGCGCUGGCGUACGGGCCCGACCUGGGCGGCGUGGGGGUGGCCGGCGGCUGCCUGUGGCUCAACCACGGGGUGGGCGGCGACGGCGACCCGCACCGCUGGGCGCACUGGUUCUUCCAGUUCACCUUCGCCGCCACCGCCGCCACCAUCGUGUCGGGCGCCGUGGCCGAGCGCUGCCGCUACGAUGCCUACCUCUGCUACAGCGCGCUCAUCUCG
Gryllus bimaculatus (two-spotted cricket) is the source of this 487-nucleotide messenger RNA. NCBI's taxonomy places the organism in Eukaryota, Metazoa, Arthropoda, Insecta, Orthoptera, Gryllidae. The record is from the annotation of a GenBank genome assembly.